AAUGUGAUAGUGAAAUAGUAGUUUAACUAAGUAGUAUGAAAAGUAACAAAUAGCGCCUGGCUUUUUGUUAGUAAAUCCAAACAGUGGUGACAUAAAACUCGUGUAUAUUUAACAGAAACAAUGAGUGACCAAGGGAGGAAGCCAAAUUUACGAGAUCUGACCUCCCGUCUGGGUCAGAUCCAACAGCGGGUGGUCACAAUUGGCCCCGUAUCACCGCAUUCCACACCCGAAAAUACAGGUGAGGUUCGACGGUACGUCAAGAUAGACGUCAUUGAAGGAACAAACGCGGAGGCUUGUGAUAACGUACCUGAAGGGAGUGCCUCCACCACCUACGGCGUCCAGGAAUCCACGGAAAAUGAAGACGGAGAUGGCGCGACCAUAAAGGAAUUCGUUCACGAAGUUGAAUUCCAGCACAACACCCUGUUGGGCAAAAUGCAGAUGCUGAGGGACGUUCUGGCGAAGCAACUGAACCAAAGCCAAGUGCAGCCAAGCUUGAAUCAAGCGCAAAAAGACUCGAACCUGCCACCAGUUGAACAGACCCAGUCUCAACUUGGUGCAGUUCGAACGCCGGAUCUUCAGGACCAAUCACAGUCCGUCCAGAAUAUGUCGCAAACAGAUGAGCGUGAGGACAUUCAGAAGAAAACCUUUGCCAAAUGGAUCAACAGUCAGCUGGUGAAGGGGCAGCAUGCCCCUGUCACCGAUCUUUUUUACGAUUUGCGGGACGGCACCCGACUCUUGGCCUUGCUAGAAGUCUUAACGAAUAAAACUUUUAAACGAGAAAAAGGCCGAAUGCGUGUACAUCAUUUAAAUAAUGUUAGUCGAGCUUUAGCGAUUUUGGAAGACAACAAUGUCAAGCUGGUCAACAUAUCGAACGAACACAUAGUUGACGGGUCGGCCAAACUCACCCUGGGUCUCGUCUGGGCCAUCAUCCUACACUGGCAGGUCCAGGGAGUCCUGAAGGAUGUGAUGUCUGACCUGCAACAAACGAAUUUAGAAAAAACUCUUCUUGCCUGGUGCAGACAGACAACGAAGGGUUACCAUGGUGUGGAUGUUCAGAACUUCACAACGUCGUGGACUGAUGGGCUGGCCUUCAAUGCUCUUAUCCACAGUCAUCGUCCUCACUUGUUUGACUGGACGGUUUUGGCCAGGAAGCACCCCUAUGCUCGUCUUGAGAAUGCUUUCAGAGUUGCACAUGAACAUCUAAGCAUUGAAAGACUAUUAGAUCCUGAAGAUGUUAAUUCGCAAGUACCUGAUAAGAAGUCCAUUAUGAUGUAUGUGAUGUGUCUCUUCCAAGUUCUUCCACAUGCAUCUUUCACUAUGGAGAGCCUUGAUCUUUCAGUGCAGUCAGAUUCUUCUUUUUCAGUAGAGGCAAGUAGUGAUGAUGUUCCCAUGAGUACAAAAAAGAAUAGACCUCUAUCAAAUGUCAGUAUUGGCCUAGGAGAGUACCAGCAUACUCUCGAAGAAGUUUUGACUUGGCUACUAGGAGCUGAAGACAGACUAGCCGCUAUGCCACCAAUUGCUGAGUCAACUGAUGAAGUAAAGGAUCAGUUUCAUGAUUUAGAGGAGUUAAUGCUUGAGCUAACUUCUAAGCAAGGAGGCAUUGGAGAUGUCUUAGGAGAAGGGUCAAGAUUGUUACGGGAAGGUGUAAUGGAAGAGGAAGAGGAAGAGGAAGUCAGAGUUCAGAUGAAACUUCUCAACACCCGUUGGGAAGAACUCAGAGUCAAGGCAAUGGAUCGUCAGUCCAAGCUUCAUGAGAAACUUAUGGCACUGCAACAGAAUCAGUUAGACAGCUUAAAACGGUGGCUCACUGAAACAGAGGACCGCAUUGCAAACAUGAGUCAGGUUGGACCAACUUUAGAAGCAUUGGAAGAACAAAUAGCAGCUCAUCAGAGUCUUCAGACAGACUUGGAAAAGGAACAGUCUAACAUCAAUUCCCUAUCAAACAUGGUUGUUGUAGUUGAUGAAUCUAGUUCAGAUGCAGCAUAUUCUUCUUUGGAAGAUGAAUUAAAUGCAUUAGGUGAAAGAUGGGCACAUAUAUGCAAGUGGACAGAAUCUCGAUGGAAUAUGCUGCAGAACCUAUCUGUGUAUUGGAAAGCUCUGGAUCAAGGUAUGGUAAAAAUGCGACAGUGGAUGGAUGAGAAGGAGACUUUACUUCGACAGGUUGAAAGCAAUCCAUCCACAGAACAAGAACACAUACUACAACAGGCUAGUAUGCUACAGGUAUUACAAGCAGAGCUGGAAGUACAACAGCGUUGUCUAGGACACCUUCAAGAACACAGUGCUAAUGUUGCAAGUCAUUUGCCAUCAGAUUCUGACAUUCAAGAAAAAAUUUCUGUAGAGUUGGAAACUAUUCAAGAUCGAAUGGAUAUUCUUGUCAGUAUCAUAGAAGCCCAAACACAAAGACUUGCAGCAAGUGGUAUUGACAUUACAAAAGUGGUUAUUCCCGGUAAAGACUCCACAGAUGUUGUAAGUUCCAGCACUACUACCAUAUCGCAUGAAGGUGGUACAGUUGUCACCAAGAUCAUAACCACCAAGGUUGUUACAACAGAAACAGUUGAAGUUGAAGGUAGUGGAGUAAAGCGUCAGAAACUUGAAGGAGGCUGCCAAGAAGAUUUUUCAGUUGCAUUGCAUCAGUUGGGGGGAUGGAUGGACAUGAUAGAGGAAAAAACCAAACCCAGACCAGUAGAAGAACUCUCUUUAGAACAGCUGAUGCAGCUUGUUCAACAGUUAGAAAGUGAGAUGGAAACACAGAAGGAGGAAUAUUAUAAGGUUGUCAGCCUUGGACAAUCUGCAAUAUCAGAAACGUCAACAAUAGGAGAGUCCUCCCAAGAAAGUGAAAAGCAGGUUGCUGGAAUUACCACACGUUGGGAAGCACUAGUUGAGAUGCUAGUCGAAAUUAGAAUAAGAGUUACUUAUUUAACCCAAAAAAAGAAGAUCUCAACAGACUUGAGCGAUUUAGAAAUGCACUAUCAAGAAUUCCUUAGAUGGUGUGAUGAUAUGCAGACUAUAAGCGAAAAUGAACCAAAAUCUAUAAAACAACAUUUAGAACAAUGUCAGAGUAAACUUGACGCCAUGAAGAACCGUGAAGAAGAACUUGAGUCUAUUAUGAAAGCAGCUGAGUCUUUAGAUGGAAAGUGGACCCAGGAAACACACAUAUUAAUUGAGGAAAUAAAGAUAAUCAUAACAAAGUGGAAGGUUCUUGUGCAGAGAUUAUUGGAGAGGAGGGAAACAUUAACACAGAAAGCAGAAGAAGUUCAGUCUGCUUCUGUAACUCCAAAGGCACUAGCAGUUCCACCAGAGUCUCUUCUGAAGGCAAUAGAAGCUUCAAGAGAGUGGCUCUGUAGUUUAGAAACUGCUAUAGCCUCUGAGUGUGUAGUUGCACCACUCCCUCAGAUGCAAGAUGUUUUUGAAAAGUUCAAGGAUCUCUCCCAGAAGGUGGAUACAGAACAGGGUAACAUGGCAUAUAUUAAUGAUGCUUGUAAUAGUGUAUCAAAAGACAGCCAUCCAGAAGUGAUAGAGAGUGUUUCAAAGCUCAACAAUCAGUGGGAACUUACAACUAGUGAUCUCAAAUCUCGCAUUAAAACCAUGGAGAAAUUGAUAGAACGACAGAAGCAGUACAAUGAUGAAGUAACAGGGUUGAAAUCAUGGCUAGCAGAAGUUGACAUCUUUUUGCAAGCAGAAGAAGCAGCUUUAGGUGAUAUAGAAACUUUAGAGGCUCAGCUUGAGCAGUCAAAUGCUCUUCAAGAUGAUAUUGCAACUCUACAAAACAACUUUAGAAAUAUUUCAACAACUGGGAAGCAGCUUUUGGAGGAAGGUAAUGGAGAGCUUAAAACCAUGGUGAAAAGCCAGCUGGAAGAGCUUACGGCUCGAUGGGACACUGUCACUGAACAAGCACGUGUCCAGAAUAAGUCCCUGAAAGAAGCAUUAGCUAAGAGUCAAAAGGUUCAUGAAGACAUAGACAAACUUAGUACGUGGCUGGAUGAUGUAGAGAAAAGAAUUCCUUCAAGUCUCACCACAGAUAAGGAAGAAGAACUAAAUUCUGGAAUAGAAACAUUUAGCCAAUUGAGAGAUGAAAUUAGCAAACACAGUGAAGAUUUCCGGGCUCUUAACAACAUUGGUGAUGAAAUGUUGCAGUUAGAUGCUGCUGCAACUCAUGAAGAAUUAGCUCGUCAGUUUACGCAGUUGAAUGGACGGUGGACUGAAGUAGUAUCACAGGUUGACUCUAAGUAUAAAACUCUUACCACUGCAGCUCAGCAGUAUGAAGAUUUUAAAAAAUAUUGUGCAGAAGAAAAAGACUGGCUUGACCAGCUGCAAGCUGGUCUUGAGAAAUCUACAAAAUCUGCUGCUGAUGCUGAAGAAAUAUCAGAGGCUUUGGAUGAACUGGAAAUAUUUUUGCACAGUCACAAUGAGGAAAGAUUAGAGCAAAUCAGAAAACUGGCAGAAUCACUUGUGAGUGAAAAUGUUAUGGCAGAUUCUGUUCAGGAGAUAACUCAGUCUCUUACAACACGUUUUGAGACACUCAAUGCCCAGGCAACAGAACAGCAGUCUGGAUUAGAGGGUCGUGUUCAAGAAGCACAGGCUUGGGAACGUGAAUAUAUCAGUGUUUUAGAUUAUUUGGCUCAGUCAGAUCUGCUGCUUACCCAAGCCAUUGCUGAUCCAACUCUGCAAGUGGAUCCUGUUCAGGUUCAGUCUGAAUUAGCAGUCCAACAAGAAGUGUUGAAGAAAAUGCAGAAACAAGUCGAAGUAUACCAUAGUCAAGGUAAAACUGAGGCAGCUGUAAGACUAGAGGACCAAGUGACUCAUCUCUUGAAAAAGUAUGAGGAGAUUGAAAUGAAGCUACGCUUGGUACAGAAACCAAGUGACUUUGAUGAACGCUUAGAAAAUGUUUCCAAACAGUUGAAAGACAUUCAUGAAAAAGUGCACCUCACCUCUGUUGGAUCAGGAAACCCAGAUGUAAUACAGGAACAGCUAAAUCAGUGCAUGAGUAUAUACCAAUUACUAAGUGAAAUAAAAGCUGAGGUAGAAAAUGUUAUAGCUACAGGUCGUAAAAUAGUUAAAGAUGGGCAGUCUACUGAUCCAGAUGGUCUUACUCAGCAGCUUGACCAGCUGAAAGCCCUUUAUAACCAGCUUGGUGGUGCUGUCACAGAGCAAAGAGGAACUCUUGAAAGGACACUACGCCAUAGUCGUAAAGUGCAGAAAGAUGCUGGUCAUUUAGAAGAAUGGCUGACAACCACUGAGAGUGAGCUUGAUCAGAGGGAGGCUACAGUUCCUACAAAAUGCAUACAAGCAGAAUUACAUUUUGCACAGCAUGCAAUUGAUGACCUUGGGCGCAAGAAGCCCUUGCUGACAGGUCUGCACGAGUCCUAUGCAGCCCUUACCUCUGUGUGUGAUGACUCAACAGUUCUGCAACCUGUUAAAGAGCAAGUUGAUGACAUUGCUCUAACUUGGGAGAGAGUCAGCACUAGGCUGACAAACAGGCUUAAGAAUAUGCAGAGUGAACAGGUUUCAAAGGAAGCAGAUAUGGAGAAAUUUAUUGUUGGCCUUGGUGAAAUCAAAGGGUGGUUGGAAAGUACUGAGCAUCAACUAGGAAAUCUUAGCAAGAUGGAGCCAAACGAUCAAGCCAGACUUAUUAAGGCUGUAGCUUCAGAGGUGCAAAAUUACAAGUCUCAUAUUGAAAACAUACGGGAUACAGCUGUAGAUCUUAUUAAUCACGGGACACUUUUCCAAGCACGUGUGCAACCAGAACUUGUGCAGAUCAAUCAGAGAUGGGAAAAUAUCUUCAAAACUGUUCAGGUUAAAUGUGAAGAAUGUGAUGGCUCAUUGAACUAUGUAUCUCUGAAAGAGGCUGACGAUGAGGUUUCUCAUGAUAAGGUUAACACAGGAAAAGUUUUGCAAGGGAAAGAACAAGCUAUAAUUCCUAAUGUAAAAGAAACUGGUACAGCAUCAUGUAUCAUUAUUGGUUCAGAUGUUGGAAUAAAGAAGAGGAAAAGGUUUGCAAAAAUUUAUGAAGAAGGAGAUGGUACCAUUCUAACAGAAGUGACCAAAGGAGAUAACAUUCAGAAGAGAAUGGUUUCUGAAGAAAAGAAACCACAUUUUGCUCGCCAGCCUUUUGAAUCUAAAUCCAGUCAUGGAGCAGUAGCCAAGGAAACUUUGAUAACUCCAGAUAGUAUAGAAAAAGCUCUACUUAGGAAAGGGGUUAUGGAGAGGAGAGAGGUCUGUGACAACUGGGAACUGAGUAGCUCUUCUUCAAGCAUAUCCCAGAGUAAAAGAGAAUCAUCUACUGAGGGAUCAGUUGAUUUUGGAUCUGAAACCCGUGGCACCCUGUCUGGAGAUUGGGAUGAUGCUCCUGUAAUCACGGAUGUAAAUACUGCUGAAGAAAUGCAUAAAAUCCAAGAAGGUAACAUGGAAGUAAUUGAUGAGUUAGAAGAAAGUGAUGUACGGUUCAGCUUUUUAAGCUCUAAUAGCAUUGACACAGAUAGAGAUGAGAUUUUUACUAAUGAAAUGGAGUUAGAGACUCCUAUGGAAGGAGAAGGGAUUGACUCCUCAUCCUCGGAUGAAAGUGAUUCUGCGGGGGAACCGUCGACAACAAGGAUAUCUGCUGCAACAAUAUAUGAACAGGCCGUUAUACAGGCUUUAGAAGGUUCUGAUGAGAAUAAGUUGGGUAAAAAAGAUGACCAGGAGGGCUCAUUAAUAGUUGAUAAUGAAACUUCUCUUUUAAAAGCGGCUGUUGAGAUUAGGGAAGCAGAAAGGGAUUCCUCCUUUCUUUCUGAAAGAAAGUCAAGUGACUUACAAACCGGCAUGGAUAGUCAAGAUGAUUCAAAUGCUAAAAUUGUGAGUACGCAGGAUACCCAAAAUGUUAAAGAAAUAACAGAUUCUAAAGGUACAUUUAAAGAAACUGCAUCAUCAACUGUCCUUCCUCAAAAGGAUGAUGUAGUUGAGAUUGUGUAUGAAGUUGUUACUGUCACUCGCUCAAAAGUUGUUGCAGUUCCUGAAAUGGCUACUAUUUUACAUUUACCUGAUGAGUCUGAUCUAUCGGAAGAAACUGAUGUUUCUGAAGAACAGAAAGAUUAUUUAGUACCUUUAGAAGUAAAGGAACAAACUUAUGAAGUUGUUGCACCAGAGCAAUGUUCAGCACAAGAUGGUGGUCAGAUGGGAACUAGAUUAAUAUCGUCAAGCUUAGUAAGCAAGAAUAAAGACUGUUCUCUAGCAGACAAACCUAAAAGUGCUAAAUUUAUAGAAGGUGAGAACCUUCCUUAUCAAACACAGCACAGAAAGGCAGAUGAGGUCAAAGGAAAACAAAGUAAUGUAGGCCAUACAUGUGAUCAGGAACAGUUUAAUAUAGGUCACACUGAUACAUCAUAUCCAUUAGGUAAACCUCAGUAUUCUGGGAGUGUUCAAGAAGAAAAGAAUGUGUUUGAAAAAACAGGUGAAAGUUCUUUAGGCCCCUCAUUGAUUACAGAUAUCAUUUGUCUUGAUGUUACUGAUGAAACUAAAGAAGCUUCAGGAAAUUUUGAAAUAGCAGGUAAUUUUAAAGGAAAUAUUGAUGAAGAAAAAGAUAGUUUUAACAGUUUAGAAGGACUGUUACCUUUACCACAUGAAGCCACUGCUGAGGAAUUGAAUACAGAAAUGUAUCAGACUGAAGAUAAUAAAGAAAUUAGCCAAUUAACUAGAUCAGUUAUUAGAGCGCAAGAAAAUAUGAACAAAUUAGGAACUGCAAAUAUUGAUGAAACACAUAAAAUCAGUAGUACUGAUGAAGAGGCUUUAAAGAAAGAAAAUUGCAGGAAGUUGUCUGUAACCAGUAGCAGUUCAUCUAACAGUAGUUUUGAAAUGGUAGACAAUGAAAUAGAGGUUGACCUUGAAGAUCAGUUGUCAUUACAUGAAUCUUAUAGUGAACCGAGAAUUGAAGGAAAAGAAAAUAUUUCAGGAAAUGGCUCAGAAAGUGAUGAAGGUCUUGAUACUUUAGAGGAACCUGAUACAUUUGAAUUACAAAAAGGUCUAGGGCCUACUUGCAUACCUUUGGAUGUGAAACUUGAGAGACAUGUAAGCAUUGACAGCUCAGUUUCAACAUUGUCUGAAGCUGAGACUGUUAUUCAUGUGCCAAUUGGAAGUCUUUCUCAGGCUGAUACUGAAACUACUUCGGUAAAAGAUGAUAGUCAAAUAGGUGUCAAAGCUGUAAAAAGGGGUGAUGUAAAUGAAUCCCUAAUAAGGUCAGUUUCAGAAGAAUUAAUAACAAAGACAAGUGACCCUGAGAAUGAGUUGCUUUCUAAAGAUGAGUCGGCUGAUGACAAGGAAGCUGUACUUGAGGAAACCCCACUUCAGACUGGAAUUGAUAAUAAGGAGGCUACUGCAGCAGUGGCAAAGACAGAUGCUGCAUCAUCUGAAGAUUAUGUUACAAUCAUGAAAGAGAAGUCAUUGAAAGGCGAGGUGGAUCAAGCAUUUGUUUGCGCUACCAUAUCUCCCAUAGAAGAUGAUAUCUCACCAGAUAAUGAAGAUAGUGAUAGUUCUCCUUUUGAGAUAUUGGACAAUAAGCAGUCUGUUAACAAAAGAUAUGUGGUUUAUGAUUCUAGUAAAUCAAAGCUUAGCCCCUCUAAGCUACUCACAUCAAAUACUACUUACCAGUCAGAGAGUAGUAGACAACCUGCCCACAAUAAGGUUGAAAAAUCAGUCAAGGACAAUGAAAGUUUCGACAGUAUGAGCAUAGGGAGAUCAGAUGUGGCAUAUCCAAGUCUUGAUAUGGAAAGCGCUGUAAAUACCAGUGUAACUGUUGGAGAUAUAGGACAGCACAUAUCUGAUACUGAUGAUGGUGAUGGCUGGAUUAACAUUGGAAUUUUUACUCAAGAUAAAAGCAGAGAAAAACAAGUAAGUGUAGAUGUUGCACAAGUUAUUCAAAGAACAGAAGUGAGUGAAGAGCAAGAAGUGUCCAUAUCUAUUCCAGAUAUCCAUUUGGAAGAUUCCAAAGGUGAAAGUUCAGCAUCAUCUGAUAAUGAAAUUGAUUAUAAAGUCAUAGAAGUUACUGAGAGAAAAGGUUUUGAUGAAGAGCACUCUGAUUUCUUCAUUGACUCCAGGAAUAGUGCAGGAAAAACAAAGGAAUUUGAAACUGCAUCUAAAAGUCGUUGUACAUUGAAGGAACCUCAUGAAGAUCUUGGAAGAAAUGACACUAAAGAGUCAUUGGAAGGUAAGACCAAAAAACCAAAUCCCUUAUGCCUUAUAGAUUCUACACUUGAAGAUGAUGGGAAACCAGAGACAGUAUAUGAUAAUAAAUUGAAUAAAGAGAAUGACCAAGAAGAGGAAAUGACCCACAGCAAGUGUGUUUUGAAAGAUAUGGAUUAUGUUGUUGUGGAUGAUUGUGCUGAGCUAAAGGUUGAAGAACAUAAGUUAAACAAGGGAAAAGAAAGUUCAAGUUCAUGUGAUACAUCGAAUUCAACUGGAUCUAGCCCAUAUUAUGAUGCUUCAGGAGAAAUGGUUGAAUCAUUGGGUUCUGAUGAAGUAUCCUCCUCUAUGGAAGUGCUACAUUCAUCAGCAGAAAUAUUAGAUAUGCCAAUGGCAUCAUGGACAUCCAGUGUUGAUUUUGAAUCACCAAAUCAUGAAGAGCCAAAUGAAGUAUGUGAUCAUGGACCAGCACCUCCUAGAGAAAAAAAGAAAAGUAGAUCUCUUUGGAAUGAGCAAGAACAUGCUGCUCCAUCCCGCUUCAGCACCAUCAGUGCCUGUACAGAUGCAAGUGAGGAAGUCAUUUUCAGUGAAACAGAAGGAGAAGAACUUCCUUAUGAGGAUACAACUGAUGAUGAUCUGACUCUUGAGGAAGAAGCUAUUAAAGAACUGGCAGAGAAGCACAAAGAAGCCUUGCCAUCUACAACACAAGCUUUCCAGACAGUUACUACAUCAGAGACUGUUUUUGCUACAAGAAGUUAUGUGAAAGAGACUACUAAAAAACAACCAGAGGCUGGAAAGGGUGACGAUGAAGGGUAUCUGACCGAAGUCUCAAGGUUGGCAGAAAAGAUUGGUGAACUCAGGAAUAAAACUAAAGUUACCCCAUCAUAUGAAGAAGCAUUGGAAAAGGCCGAGACCUUGGAACAGGAAGUAGCUGAGCUGGAGCCUGACAUAGCUACCAUCAUAUCAAGAGGUGAUACUUUGACCCUUACAACACAUAUGGUGGAUGUUCAUAAGGCAAAUGUUAUUCGCACUGCCGUGAAUGACCUUCGAAACCACUGGUCUGCUUUGAAAAGUGAGACUGAGGGGGUAAAGGCAAAUGCAGAAAAAGUUAAUGAAGAGGUUAAUGCUGUAUCCAAAAAGGCAGAUGAUAUUGUUAACUGGAUUAAUGAUGUCUCCAAGAGACUUCAUCUUGUUAACAAUGAUGAGAGUCAACUCCAGGCUCUUGAAAAGGAGAUGUCAAAAAAGAAAGAAGAGCUAGAUGAUCUCAAUAACAGUGGAGCUCUUCUGAAGAAGUACAAAUACAACCACAUCCAACCCAUCUUAACAUUGUUGAAUACACGAUGGACUGAAAUAAAUAUGCAAUUCAGGCAGUAUCGCAAGGUUUCACUUGAAAAGAAGACAAUUGUGUCUUCAUCGAAAGUGGAAGCUCAAGUGGAAACAACAAAUGUACCAGAUUUUGUUGCAAGUGUCAAUCGUCUUAGAGAAGCCAUAUCUGCAAUAUCUCGUCAACUAAGCACAAACAAGUUGGCUGGCAAUCAUUAUGAUAACCUCAAAGGACAAGAAGACGAGCUUAAGUCUAUAAAAAGAGGAAUAGAGACUUUGAAACCUAGGGUGGAUGGUCUGGAAGAAGAACGAAAUGCUACCAUAAAGAAUGUUUCACCUGUUCAGUCUGAGCAAGUGCGACGUGUAAUGGAUAAACUCCGAGAAGAAUGGGCUCAAGUUAAUCGUGGCUACACAGAGCGUCAUUCACAUUGGUUACAGUGUUCUGAAAAUUGGAGAACAUUGCAGAAGACCAUAGAUGAGUUUAGUGUCUGGCUUACUAGUAUUGAAGAAAAAGUCCAGACUACUGCUAGUCAAUCUUUGCCUGAAGCUAAAAUUACUCAAAAAGAAUUAGAAAAACAAGUUACUCUGAAACACAGACCUAGUCAAACUCUACAGUCAACCUGCAAGGAAAUUACUGAUGCUAUUAAUCCAGAUGAAGGUAAACGGCUUCAAGAACGUGUAGAUUCUCUUAUGAAAAGAUGGCGUUCGCUUUUAUUGGACCUAGCUGCACGAAGAGAGAAAAUUGCUGGAGAGGAAGGAAGUAAAGAAGGCUCAAAUGUGGAAUAUGAGGCAUUGGUGACAUGGGUAGAUCAAGCUCAAGCAUUAAUGGAUGCUCCUGUCAAUGUAACAGAUGAGGCAUCAUUAUCAGCUCAUACAACUAUGGUUCAGAAUCAUCUCAUUGAAAUAACUACCAAGCAAAAUUUGCUGAAGAAGUUGAAAGAUUCAAAGUCAAAAACCCUAACCCCAUCACAAAUAACGUUGUUAGAAACAAAUAUGUCAAAGGUUGUCAAAUCGUUACCAGAAUAUAAGAACAUGAUGGAUACAAAGUUGGGUGUAAUCAAGACACUGGUUACUGAUGUUGAAGAUUUGUAUAAGUGGACGGAGGAGAUGAGAGUUAAGACAGCGCUGCACAACUUAACAGAGGAGGAAAUAAAAAUGAUGAAAAUUACCCUUCAUGAAAAGGAGGUUUUGUAUGAAAAUCUGGAUUCCACCUACUGGGUUUUAGCUCAAGAUGCUGAAAGCAAGGGACUCACUGUGGCUGUUGGAUUGAAAAAUCGCAUGAACACAAUCGAGUCCCGUCUGAAGGCGCUGCAGGGGCAAGUGCUCGACGCCUCCGAAAAGGGGAAGUCGACCUCGCCCUCCACCUCCCCGACCUUCUCUCGCAUCACUCCGGCUCCGGCCAGAGGCACCGAGAAGGCCGACGAGGAGAAGGUGGUGCAGGAGAAGCUGAAGGUGGAGGUGACGAAGGAGGCGCAGCCGAAGACGCCCGAAUUCAGGAAGACGGAGAUGCGGCCGGUGUCCACGGGCACCACCGUCACAUCCAGCGUCACUAACGUCAUCCAGAACGUGAUCAAGUUUGAGGAAAGCGUACUGAGCACAGAGGGGGAUCUGCGCCCCCCAUCUCCUUUAGUAUGCCCGCCCAAGCAUUCCUCAGACUCGUCUCCCGCACUGAUACUGGCAUCCUUGGACAAGAGUAUCCUACAGAUCCGCGACUGGUUGACCUUGAUGGAGCAAAUGACCCGUCAACAGACGGUCGUUGUAGGAGAUGCUGAAAACAUCAGACAGCUGACUGAAAAACAAAAGAGUGUCCUGCGCGAACUGGAAGGGAAGAAGCCUCAACUGGACGAAUUGGUGGCUUCGGCCGACAGCCUCAAAGACGAUGCUUCCCGCACGCAGCUCCACCAGAAAGCCGCUGAGGGAGACGCCGCCGUUUACAAGUUUCCAACUCACUCGCGCCUCUUCGAUCACCUUAGGACUUGCUUCAAAGUAUCAAAGCUCAGAGAACACUGGGAUGAGACGAACAGUGUGGUCCUCGCUCGCAAGACGCAGCUUGAUGCCAUGUACGGAGACACUCACAAAUUCGAUGCCAAGCGAUCCGAGUUGGAGAGUUGGUUGUCGAGAAUGGAAGCUCGCCUCGAGAGAAUGGCUCCCGUGGCCCACACGGCCGAUGUCCUCGAUCAGCAAAUACGGGAACAGAAGGGUUUCCACGCAGAGAUCCAUCAGUACAAACAUCAGGUUGAGCUCUUCAAUCAGAUGACCCAGCGACUAAUCGCUAUUUAUCAGCACGAUGAUACACGCAAACUGAAGAAAAUUACCGAAACUAUUAACCUGCGCUACAGCAGCCUUAAUUCAAGCAUAAUUGCACGAGGGAAGGCUCUCCAUUCGGCCAUGAACUCGCUGCAUAACUUCGACAAGGCUCUAGAUAAGUUUGCUUCUUGGAUGAGCGACGCCGAGUCUAACACCGACUUAAUUGAGUUGGAGGUGGACAAACUCGGCCCAGCGAGACGGGACCCCCAGGCACGAGGACCCGCCAUCCGUCUUAAGCUCGCUCACUACUCCUCAUAUGAUCAACUGCAGUACAAGGAUCUGCAAAGUGAGAUCGAGUCGCACAAGGAUGUGUUGGCGAGCCUUAACGCGACGGGCCAGAAGUUGCUCGGGACUCUGGAGAACCAGGAUGAGGCCGUCAUGCUUCAGCGCCGCCUGGAGGAGAUGAACCAAAGGUGGAAUACCCUCAAGCAUAAAAGCAUCGCUAUCAGGAACCGGUUGGAAGGCAAUGCCGAGAACUGGAAUACGCUCCUCUUGUCUUUGCGGGAACUCAUCGAAUGGGUCAUCAGGAAAGACACGGAGCUCACCGCUCUGGGACCUCUCGUGGGAGACCUCAGCUCCCUCUCGAAGUUUUCAGAGGACCUGGCAGCCUUCAGGAGAGUCAUUGACGAGAAACAGCCGGUGAUCGAAUCGAACCUGAAGAGUGGGCGCCAGUUGAUUGCCUCCGAACCUCCGCUCAGCGACACCAGUGAUAGCGAAGCUGGUCGCGAAUUGGAUGGGGACGCUCGAUACCGAGGAGACGACAGCGCUCGGGACCUGACGAGAUCAGUCCGGCGGGAGGUGGCCAAGCUCUCCGAGAAAUGGGCUGCGCUGAGGGAGAGAGCCGCCGCAGCCGCUGCUCAGGCCGACCUCGCACAUAAGAAAUUGGGCGUGUUACAGAAGACGGUAGAGGAAGUGAGCGGGCGGUUAGACGAAGCCCAAAAGACUGCCGAUGCGUGGGGCCCCAUCUCCCAAGACCCGAACCUCGCAGAUCAACACGCCCACAAUGUUAGGAAAUUCCGCGAAGGUCUGGCGGAAUUGCAGCGCGGAGUGGACGACGUCAACGAUCAAGCCGCUCGGUUUUCGGCUCAUAAUGUGCCACUCACCCCUGCUAACUCGGCCAAGCUCCAUGACCUCAAUAAUAGAUGGAAAAAUUUAGAAACAGCAGUCAAUGACAGAUGGCGACAAGUGGCCAGCAGAUCCAGAGAGGUCACACCACUCACCCCUGCCCAGUUGGCAUCUUCAGUGUCACCACCAUGGGAGAGGGCUACAACUAGUAAUAAAGUGCCUUAUUACAUCAAUCAUGAUCAGGAGAGCACCCACUGGGAUCAUCCAAUCAUGAUGGACUUACUAGACUCUAUGAAUGAAUUCAACCAUAUCAAGUUCUCUGCCUACAGAACAGCUACAAAACUUAGAAUGUUACAGAAGAAGCUGUCCUUGGAUCUUGCCAAACUGCAAAUGGCAACAGAUGUAUUUGAUGAGCAUGGUCUCAGGGGACAAAAUGACCGGCUAAUUGAUGUAGGUGAUAUGGUUGUGGUUUUGUCAGCUUUAUAUGCAAAUAUAUCUGCUGAUCAUCCAGAAGUUAAUACCACCCUUGCCAUAGACCUCUGUCUCAAUUGGCUUUUAAAUGUAUAUGACAGCCAAAGGACAGGGCAGAUGAGAGUUCUCUCUUUCAAGAUUGGUCUUGUCUGCCUUUGCUGUGGCCAUUUAGAAGAAAAAUACAGAUAUAUGUUCCGGCUAAUUGCUGACCCAAAUCGCCUAGUUGAUCAAAGAAAAUUAGGGUUAUUGUUACACGACUGUGUACAAGUUCCACGCCAGUUGGGUGAGGUUGCAGCAUUUGGUGGAUCAAACAUAGAACCGUCAGUUCGUAGCUGUUUCACGAAAGCUGGAAAAGACAGAGAAACUAUUGAGGCUGUGCAUUUCUUGGCAUGGGUGCAACAAGAACCUCAGUCACUAGUAUGGUUAGCUGUUUUGCAUCGCGUUGCAGCUUCAGAAAAUAUUCAGCAUCAGGUUAAAUGCAAUAUCUGCAAGGCAUAUCCUAUUGUAGGCUUACGGUACCGUUGCCUCAAGUGCCUCAGCUUUGAUAUGUGUCAGCGGUGCUUCUUUGAUGGAAGAAGUGGGAAGAGUCACAAGAUCACUCACCCAAUGCAUGAAUAUUGCACAGCAACAACUGCAGGUGAAGAUGUGAAAGACUUCACAAAAGCCCUCAAAAACAAAUUUAAGUCAAAGAGAUCAUUACAAAAGCAUACCAAAAAAGGUUACUUACCAGUACAGACUGUCUUAGAGGGUGAUCCAUUAGAAUCUCCCUCACCAUCUCCUCAGCACAAUGUAACAAGUCAAGACAUGCAUUCAAGACUUGAGUUAUAUGCCUCACGUUUGGCAGAAGUAGAACUUAGAACAAACUCCAACUCCACCCCAGACAGUGAGGAUGAACAUGGAUUAAUUGCCCAGUACUGUCAGUCAUUGAGUUCCUCUGAUGCCCCACUACCAGUGCCACGCUCACCUCUACAGAUCAUGGCUGCUGUGGAUGCUGAUCAAAAAGAUGAACUAGAACAGAUGAUAAGAGCCCUUGAAGAAGAAAAUAGUGUACUUCAAGCUGAAUAUGAUCGACUGAAAAGUCAACAAACAGUUGGUUCACCACCUGAUGAUGGACUUGCUGGUCAGCGCUCUGAAGCAGACAUGCUCGCAGAAGCAAAGCUUCUUAGGCAGCAUAAAGGUCGUCUGGAAGCUCGUAUGGGGAUAUUAGAAGAACAUAAUCGGCAGCUGGAAGCACAGUUACAUCGACUUAGACAACUAUUAGGAGAGCCUGGAGUCAGUUCUCCAAAUAAAUCUGGAACACUUCAAACAAAGUCAGUUACAGCUAGUCAGCUAGCCAUGGAUUCUCCUGCCAAAGUCAAUGGACACUCAACACAAGGAGGUGCCACCAGUGCUUACGAGGGGUUAGAGCAAAUGAGCGAGUAUGUACGGCCGCCACCACCCCCCAUGGGAAGUGUGGCUCAUGUGGGCAACCUCUUCUCUCGUGCAGCCCCUUACAGGAGUUCUGGAUGGCGACCUGGGGAAGGCAGUUGGCACUCUGGUGGCCACAAUGACCCACGAGGGGGCGAGCGACUUGCCUAGCGAUGAGGAGGAAGACCCUAAUGCCUCUGACACUGAAGAGGAGAAGGCUGUGUAAUUCAGCUACGUGGCUCAACCUCUGGCAAUAAGUGAGGCAAAGCCAGGGAAUAGCAGCACCCAUUUUGCCAUGGAGAUAAUCAGUGCUCCCGGUUCUGAAAUUGGAAAUUUUUUACCUGGGCUAUUAGACUACUUUAAUGUUAAUUGUUUAAAAGCAGAGGGCAUGCUAGCUUUUUUCCAUUUCUUUACAUCCAUGUCAGUUUUUAUAUGCCCUUAGUAGAUCAUUCAAUAAAUCAUCACUGGGAAAGGAGAAAAUCUAGCAUGUCACUAGCUUUAUAUCUUUCUGCACAACUCAGAGAAUACAAGAAUAUUUUCAAUGAACUGGGUAUAUUUCAUGACUACAUGUCCCAAUUUAUGUUCAUAUUUACUUAAUAUACAAUACAUAAGUAGAAGUGUUUGCCUGAAUCAAAAGAAUACGAUUCGGAUUUAAAAGUAUGUGUUAGAAACAAAUUGUAUAGAAUGUAUUAUAAAAAGAAUUUUUGGCUUGCAUAUAAAACGAGCAUAAGCGUUGUAGUCAUGUGUCAAUGGUGCAAAGAUGAAAACCCUAAAUGUGAUACCCCAGUUUACAGUUAUAAAGUGUCAUUACUGUAUGCCAUUUAUUUUAUUAUUUUUCCCAAACAUUUGCAAAUGUAGGUAAGAACAUUGUUCAAAUUAAUUAGUACAGUUUUAUGAAUUUUUAUUCAGCCUUUGUUGCUGACUCAAGUGACCAUAUGUGUACAUAUCAUAAUUCAUAAAGUUAUAUCAAAGUCACAUAUUGCUAUAGAUAUAGUUUUUAUGAAUAUGUUUUCCAGUUGUUAUGUCGUGCUUGUCAUUAAUUACAUGGAUGCCUUAUUCUUAUUUCUAGCUGUUUUGUAAAAUGACAUUUAGCUAAGUUGAGUUCAGAUCUUUCGUAACAUGCAACAAUUUGAGUUGUAACUUUGGUUUGAAGCUGAAUAAAUCAAGGUCAGGUUGUUUGCUCCUUAAUUCGUAAUAUUUGAAUAUUGCUUAGAAUUAACUAAUAAAAGUGGCUAUGAUGUUAAAA
Molecule: messenger RNA, 16969 nt
Organism: Macrobrachium nipponense
Lineage: Eukaryota; Metazoa; Arthropoda; Malacostraca; Decapoda; Palaemonidae
Product: dystrophin-like
Exons: 75
Coding region: 121-15894 (5257 amino acids)
Biological process (GO): synaptic signaling; actin cytoskeleton organization; muscle cell development
Cellular component (GO): plasma membrane; Z disc; cell projection
Molecular function (GO): zinc ion binding; actin filament binding
Source: RefSeq, a predicted model, not a curated record